GCCAUGACAUCAACUAGAUUUGUUGUCGUUGCUUAUAAAUAAUCGAAACACGAGAUCAAGUUUUGCCGUUUUUUCUAACCGGAUCAUAGCAAGCGUUGAUAUUUUUGAAGUGAAAAUUUUCAUUGCCUUUGUUAAUCGUGCCGUGUUCAGUUUGGGUUCUAGUCGAAAUUCGCUAUUAUCAUGAUCAAAGAACUGUAUCAGCCGGUGGAACCACAGUCUCUCCAGCCGUGUUAUGUGCCGGCCUCAGCAGCUAUAGCAGGCUCACUCAACGCAGGACGGAAAGCUAUGCUUUUAUCCGCAACAAAAUGGAAUAAAUUAUUGGCGAAUGCUGAUGGAGCCCGGAGUCAUCCCCAAACGACUGCCGCGUUCGAUAGAAAAAUGAAUGAAACGGAGUUUAAGGAAUACCUUAAGAAUGAAUCUUUGGCCAUGACGAAACAAUGGGAAAACACCGUACAGAACAUACGAGAGAAGAAGGAGUCGGAAAGACUGAGGAAGCAACAGGAAAAAAUCGAGGAGGAUGAAAUACACUAUCGUGAACUUAAAAUCUCCGACGAAAUACAACGAAAGGAGCUGAUUCAGAAAGCUGAAGAGGUUAUUCAAAAGGAAAAGGAAGGCCCAAGAGUACUGGAAAGUGCUGCCAAAUUUUGUGAAGUACUGAAAGCACGUGAGUAUCAACGCAAGUUUAAAGCCGACCGGGAAAUUCAGAUGAACCAGCGCCGUAAAGAACUGGACCAGCAAGAUAUUGCGCAGGCGAACCGGUGGAUAAAGACGCAAGCAGAGCGUUACAUGGAAGACCGCAAAAGGUUUGAUUGCUACAAAAAGGAACUCAAAGAAAAAAUCGAAAACGAUCGUAGGGAUCAGAAACUGGACCGUACUUUUAUGAUCGACCAGGAACGCAAACAGAACGAAGCUUUGGAAGAUGAGGUUAAACGACAAGUAGAGAAGGAGAAAAAAAUGUAUGAAAAGAAUAAGGAAAUGCGAAGGCAACAUGCUUUGGAAGCUAUGAGAAUGGCGCAAGAACGAGAGGAAAGAUUGAAGCGUGAAUCAGGUAUCGAGGAUACAUUGAAUCAGAUUUACAAUGACGGACAAAAGGCAAUCGCUGAUAAAAUGAAAGAGAUUCAUGUAACUAAACAUAAAUUUAGGGAUAACACCCAACUCCUACAAGAUGAUAUCAUACGUCAGAAUCAGCUUCUGGCGGCGGAAGAGAAAAAUCGCGAAAAAGCAAUCCAGCAGAAAGUAGCGGUGGCUGAUGAAAGGGAACGCAAAAAAAUUGAAUCUGAUAAACAACAGAAAGCAGCUCGAAUUCAAGCACACUUAGAUGAAAUGAAUUGGCAAAAAGCUAGAAUUGCAGAACAGAAGGUCCUUGAGCGCAAAGAAAUGGCAGACCGACUGAAAAAUGUUGAUGUAACGUUCGGCUUUGAUCAGCGCAAAGUAACGAACAAAACUAUCAAAACUCAUGCUCAUCGCAAAUUGUUGCUCGAUCAAAUAGAAGAACGCAGAACGCGCGAAAACGUUGAAUCCGAUACACGAGCCGAGCUUCAGUACAUGCGAAACAGUGCUGAAAAGGAAAACAGACAUUUCAUAAACUAUGCAGAAGAACUGAUAACCGACUCCAAGGGAAAAGGGAGGCCUGUGUUGCCAUUAUUGAGAACUGUCGGAAAUUAUAAACGCGAACACUACUUGGAUCACAGAGAAAAGGAGUUUACCCCAAGGCAUCUUGUCUCCAAUGUGCCCAUAAAUAAUAAAUCAAUUGAUCAAAAAUAUAUUCACGAUCCAGCCAUCAUCGAGAUGACCCCUGCAAUGCCGCCCAUUCGGGUGCGCUACGAACCUGAGCAGCUGAAAAACAUGAAUCCCUACAAAAACUGUAAGAUGUGAACAGUACAGUAGUUUCGUACGAAAUGUGACUUAUUCCAAAUAUUCAUUAUUUUGAACUCUAUCGUCUGAAUUGUAAUAGCACUGACAGAAAUGAAAUACCGAAGUACAUUUUAAUUUAAACAUUUUUUAUGAAAAUACAUGGUUAAUCUAUAAGAUA
This is a messenger RNA of Topomyia yanbarensis, 2032 nucleotides long. RefSeq names its product golgin subfamily A member 6-like protein 26. The record is from RefSeq and is a predicted model, not a curated record. Lineage: Eukaryota; Metazoa; Arthropoda; Insecta; Diptera; Culicidae. The transcript has 2 exons. The coding region runs from base 181 to 1875 and encodes 564 amino acids.